AUGUUGACCGUCCGCUCACCUACCGCCGCUCUCGCGGUCGUUCUCAGUCUGCUGAGCGUCGUCCAAGGCGCGCCGCAGAACAGGAAAGGAAACGGAAAUGGCCGCGCCAACAGACAGACGGCGCAACAGCAGGCCGCUCAGGUGCCCCAGGGUAUCUCACAAGCGACCGACGGGUCCGUGAUCCUCGACAUGACCGCGAACGUCAACGGCCUCGACCUCCGGUUCAAGAUCAGCGGCCCUGCCGACCAAUUCACCGCGGCGAGCGGCGUCCCUGGCGCUGCCGCUCAGGCCGGGGCCCAAGGCCCCCUCGGCAUCAAUGUCCUCCUCCACGGCGACGGCGGCCAGUCCUUCUUCGACAUGCCCAACCAGGGCGUGCAGCAGAACCUCGCCGGCGUCGCCAUCCUCGCGCCGGACCCGAACCUCUUCUGGGGUGGCGGCCAGGGCCUCCAGCGCACAGAUGGCGUCGCCCACUCCCAGGCCGUCAACGACCUCAUCCAGAAGACCCUUCCGCAGGUGAUGGCCUUCAACCAGUCCAAUGUGUUCUUCACCGGAGUUUCUGGCGGCUCGCUGAUGCUCUCGGGCUUCUUCAUGCCCGCCCACAUCCAAAACUUCGCUGGCAACGGUGUGUUGCUAAACUGCGGCGGCCUCCCGCCCCAGGUCGACGUCCAGGACGCGCAAGCCGUCGCCGGCACUCGCAUCCACUUCCAGAGCACCCUCCAGGAGCUCUCGAGCCUGCAGAAGGCGAUCCCGGCGUCCAUCAAGGCAUACGAGAAGAUCGCCACCGGCGCCGGGCUCAGCGCUGACCAGGUAAACGCCAAGCAGACGGUCAACAACUCGCCCAACGGCGGGCACUGCGCCUUUGACGAGAAGGGCUUCGUGUCAGGGAUCCAGCUGGUCGCGAACAACUACGCCACCAUCAUGCAGGGUGGCAACGGCGAGGUCCAGGGCAUUGGAAACGUGCUGACGGGUGUUACUGGCAAUGAGAACCUGCAGUUCACCGGAUCGAGCCGGGCGAGGCGCGGGGUGAUUGGUUGA
Molecule: messenger RNA, 1035 nt
Organism: Colletotrichum graminicola M1.001
Lineage: Eukaryota; Fungi; Ascomycota; Sordariomycetes; Glomerellales; Glomerellaceae
Exons: 2
Coding region: 1-1035 (344 amino acids)
Source: RefSeq, a predicted model, not a curated record